UGUGAAAUCCUCACAACAUAGGCAGAAGCCUGUAAAAUUGCAGCAACCAGUUUAUCAACCAGAUUACCAACCAGAAACAGCCAUCAGUAUCAGUGAAUCUGGUUCACCAUACAGACCAAAAAGUGAUAUUCCACCACGUCGUACUAUGAGGGAUCCUCGUAUGACAACAAGAAGCUUUGACCAGACAUAUUAUGCUCACAAUAUACCAUACAAUCACUCAAACUUACCAACAACAAACAUAUCCAGAAGUGAUGAAGGCAGUGUACCACUGACUUAUUUCGACCAACAUGAAACAAUAAACUGGCCAAAUUUCACUGAAACUGAUGUUAACCUCUCAAGAUAUGCCUCAGGUUUAGAUGAUGGUACGCGAGAGAAAAUGUUAUCAGAUAUGCGGAAUCGCUCAGUACAUUGGGGUCCAAUAUAUAGAAAAGAUCGACGGUACUAUCCAAAAGACUAUUAUUGGAUGGAUCAACAACACCGAAAACGACAUGAACAGCAAACAUCGAGGGCACUUUACAGAAGAUCACGUACAUUAGGUGAUAGUGCGGAGAAUAUUAACACUGAUUGGAUGCCGACUAGAUCAAAAACACAAUUUAAAACACAACUUUAUACUACACCCCCACCGACUGAUGAGAAAGAAGCUUACUAUAAUGGUUUAUUAAUGGAGCAUAAACUUAAAGAACCUCAUAUGGAUUUUCAAACCUUUUGUAGAUUGAGACGAUUAGGUCGAUUUAAUGAAAAAUAUCACUUUGGAUUAGAUAUGGGCAUAAUAGAUGAAUCACAAAGAUUAUUACGAGAAUCACAAGAUUCUUUUCACCUUAAACCUACACAUUCAACUCGUAGAAGAUGGACAUCAGCUGAAAUACCUGAAGUAAGAGUUUCACCGGUUUUCGCUGAUUCAACUGAAAUACAGUAUGAUGAGAAUGAAAGAGAAGAUAAUAGAAGAAUUGAACAUUUUGAUCAAGUUUAUCCAAUCGAUGUAUACAAUUACACUAAAUAUACGACUGGUAGAAAACGUCCUUAUCAUGAACAAUUUUCUCCAUAUAAACAACAUCGAAUAGCCUAUGAAGAUGAAGUUAUCAAACGUCCAUGGAGUCAAACACAUAAAACAGAUAGAUAUUUAACUCCACACAGAGGUGAUUCAUUGAGAAAAGCUUUAAGUUUAGAUAAACCAUCAUAUAUGCCAACUCCAUUGCAUAAACCAUCUACAUCCCAACAGUAUCAUCAUUCAUCUCAUGAACAAUUAAAACAUCCUGAAGAAAGUUUAGAAUCGAAAUUUACACGUCAACAACACUUUAAAUAUCAUAUUCCAUAUUAUUCUUCAUCAUUUGAUUAUCCAUCACUGUCAAGUAGUAAAACAAGACCAUUAAUUCAUCCAGGUUAUAUUCAAACUUAUAAUUUUUUCUCUCCAAUUGAAGAAAAAGGUGAUUUUGAAUCUGAAACAAAAGGUCAUCCAUUAAUGAAUAGAUUUAAUGUGGAUAACAAUAAUUUAUGUGAAAAAAAUGAAAAAAUUUAUCCUAUGCAAAUCAAAGAUGAUCAUGGGCUUUCAGCACAUAAACAAAAGUCUGCAUCAUACGUUACUACUGAUAUUAUAGAUGAUACAAGUAAUCAUAGUAGUCAAAAAAAGAUUUAUCAAUCACCAUUAAAGAAAACAAUUUCACCUAGUGCGUCAAUAGAUGAUAUUAUACCAUAUGAUAGAAAAUCUUUUAUAUCACAUAAAGAAGUUCGAAUUAGUGAAUCACAAACUCAUGAACCAACUGGGAUUAAAAAAUCAGUGACCUUAUCAAAUGAUAUUAAUAUUAAACAAUCACCACCAACUACAACACGACAUACUACAACUAUGUCAUCAAGUGGAAUUUUAAAAGUGUCUGUACAUUUAGGUGAAAGUGAAAUACAAGAAUUUGCUGAAUACUGGGACCAUAGUAUAUUUUCAGGUGCAAGAAUUACUGCAGUUUGUUUAGCUGGAGUAGCUUCUGUUUGCUUAGUUUGUUCUGUAUGUGCCAGCACAUGGUUAUAUCAGGGAUAUGCAAACAAUAUUACCCAUAGUGGAUUUUGGAAACGUUGUAGUUAUUUCAAUCAAACAUGUGAAAUCAUGCUUCCUUUUAUCACUAAACAUGAAGGAUGGCAAGACGGUGCAUUCUUUAUACUUGUAUUGGCUAUAUUAUUAGGAUUUUUAGGAUUGAGUCUUUCAGUGGCUGGCCACUUAGUUUAUGCUCUUCCGAAAAGAUUAUAUUAUUUUCAUUCAGGAGGUGAGGCACAUGUCGUUGCAGCAUUUGUUACUGCCUUAUCAGUGCUUAUUUAUCACAUCACUAUAAAAUUACAUUUACGAACAGAAGGUCCUGUAUAUUUUGGCGAAGCAUAUGGUAUUUCAUGGUUUGCAUGUUUUCUUCAUAUAUUGGCAGCAAUUCUAUUGCUUUUAGAUGAAAUUAUUAAUGAAUUAGUGAAUUUAGCUCGUCGAGUACAUUGUGUACGUACUUGUUUAAAAUGUAUUAUACAUACAUACAGUAGGACUGUUCAGAAAAAACGUCAAUUAUUUACUCAUUAUAAUAUAAAAUUUUGCAAUGAUAAAUAAACACCUUUUUUUUAAAAGAAGCAAUGAAUUGAAUAUGAAAAGAAUAUUUUAGAAAAUAAAUUCAGUUAAAAAGAAAUUAUUAUUGAUAUAUAUAAUUUAGAGAACUUAUAUUGUUUUGUGUCUUUCUUGUAUACUUAUUAUUCAUAUGUAUUGAAUAUUCUAAAAUAUUAUUUCUUUCAACUUCAAUUGGCUCAACAUUAAGUAGAAAAUGAUAAUAAUAGAGAAAUUCUUUUAAUUAUAUAAGGGAACUUCACAGAUUAAUAAAAAUACAUGAGUUAUCAUUUACAAUUAAUCAUUCUAUGAUAGUAUUGAAGAUCAUAAAUAAAUAACAGGAUUACACAAGCUAUAAAUAAUAACAAAAAGUAAAGUACAUAAGUACAUAUUUUCAGAAGCAUUUUAAGAUAAAUAUAUACCUUGAGAAUUGUAAUUAUUUUACUAAUUAUUUUAAGCUACUUAAUUCUUUAUAAGUAGCUAAUGUUUUCCUUAAGAUAUUUGUGGAUAUUAUUAUAUUUCAGAAAAAUUUCCAUUGUAUAUCUAUCCAUUAGAAAAUGCCAGAAUAUUUCAUGCAAUCUAACAGAAAAUUUUUUUUCUACUUCCUGAAUAUAAGUGGUUUGAUUUUUCUUUAGAUUUCUAUGCAUAUAUGUAAUCUUACGUUUAGGUUUUUGAAAUAAUAACCAUUUAGAACUGAUUGAUAAUAAGUACGUUGUAAUUUAUCAGUCAAGUUCAUUUUUAGUGGGGUGGGGACGGGGGAUUUAUCUACUUUUUUUCUGUUUUAAUUUAUAACCUUUAUUUCAAAAAACGAUUUGUGAAAUAUAAUUAGAAAUAAACAAACAUGAUUGUGAUUGGCUUCAUAAGAAAGUAUAAUAUGAAUGAAUUUUAAUAAAUUAUGUUAUAAAAUUUGUUUUUAAUUCACUUUUAAGUAAGUAAUUUGAGCUUUGACCUGUAAUGAAGUGAGAAUCUGAAGUGAACUAUAAAUUAAGUGAAGUUUGCAAAAGAAUUCUGGGAUAAUAUGUUUGACCUGAUGGUAAAAUUGUAAACAUACACAAGUUGAUUUCUUCUUUCUCUCUAAAAUAAGAAACAUUACACUUCAAAUGUUACUGCAUGACAAAAUGCAUAGCUUUUACCAAAGCUUAAAUACCUUUUGGUUUAUAAUAAUAUUAACAGAAUUCAGUAAAUAUAUUUUUCAUAAUGUGUACAUAACAAUCAUUAUCAGUGUCAAAAGUUAGGACUAUACCGUUAAUUUCACUGUACUUAUGCUUAACUAAUCGUCUGGUGGUAAGCCCACUGAUUCAUUCAAAAUGGUUAAAAUUUCAGAGUUUUGUGAGGCCGUUUAUUUUUUCUACAUUUAGAUCGGACGAUGUUGUCGAAGGGGUCUCCACUUUAGUGGCCUAAGUUCUGACUCCAAGUAGAUCGCAUGGAUGAUCGUUGUCGAAAUAUAUAUGUCGCCUAUCCUCGUAUAUUAUCAUCGACUUAAAUCACGUUAGUCAAUAACAAAAUUAAAUAAGUCAAAUAACGAGUAUAGACUUUGAAUACAUAUAUUUCUUUACUCAUUUAAAUAAAUAAAGUAUCUGUCACCUUCUGUUCAUACCGCAAAUAUAACAGAAACAGUUAAAUAUACGGAAAUAAGUAUUAGUAAAUUGAUUAAACAAAACACUCCUGCUAAAAACAGAUAUUAUUCUAGUUCUUAAAUAUCAUUUGAAUAAUACUAUGAGCCUAUGUAUUUAUAUAAAAUAAAUAUCAGACACAUAGUUUUCUUCUGAUCAGAACCGAAUUUUCGCAAAAUCUCUAUAAGCACCUAUCACACGUGCCGAAGAAUUUAGUAUGAUAAUUAGAAGUGGUUGAAUACGAUAUGCUUGUUACAGGGGAGCUGAAGACAUUUGGCUGAUUAAAACCUUUGUAUUAUUACUAUUAAUUUCACUAUGUUUUUGGAUGUAUUUGUCUCACCUAACUUCCGAACUUGUAUGUUUAUAUCAUUAUUUUUGGACAUUUUGGUUUCUCUUUGUCUUUGGUUUGGUAUUUGGGAGGUUUUGCUCUGAGAACCUACAAAAUUGAAUGUUUGUUUUGUAAUUGUUAUAAUUAUUGUUGUUAGAACGACAUUUGUGUCGACUAUUUGUAAAUUGCGAAUAAAAUUUGGUACCUAAA
Messenger RNA from Schistosoma spindalis, 4714 nucleotides. Lineage: Eukaryota; Metazoa; Platyhelminthes; Trematoda; Strigeidida; Schistosomatidae. The record is from the annotation of a GenBank genome assembly.